Molecule: messenger RNA, 2719 nt
Organism: Syngnathoides biaculeatus (alligator pipefish)
Lineage: Eukaryota; Metazoa; Chordata; Actinopteri; Syngnathiformes; Syngnathidae
Exons: 4
Coding region: 1-2703 (900 amino acids)
Molecular function (GO): protein dimerization activity
Source: RefSeq, a predicted model, not a curated record
AUGGAACAGGCACUGCUGACGCAUAAUCUAUGCGACUCUUCCUCCGGAGCAACUACAAUGGCGGCGAAAAAUGUGCACUGGUCCAAAGCCGAGGUCCGUUGUCUAUUGAAAAUUUGGGCUGACCCCAAAAUCCAGGAACUCUUCGAUAAGAAGCCUAAAAACUCGAAAAUAUUUGCAGAAAUCCGAAAGUAUCUGACUGACUGGGGGUAUCACCGUACAGAUGAGCAAUGCCGAGAAAAAGUUAAAAAGCUUCGUAAACGUUACAUCCGAGUCCGCGAAGCGCUUCAGAAGCCUGGAAGCUCUUCUCACGUAAAACUCAAGUUCCACUUCUACGACGCCGUCGACGCAAUUCUCGGCUCGAAACUAAGCACUGGCCCAAGUGUUGUUGUCGAGUCGGCCUCUCAGCAGAACAGUACAAUAGAAACAUCAUUGAGCGGAGAGAAUGUGAAAUGUGAACUUAAAGAUCAGGAACCAGUUCCGCAACUCCUGCAGGACAUUCAUCCGGUCACCCUCCCGGAGCCCUGCAGCUCCUCUCAGGGAGAGAGUGGAGACUACAGCCUAUCGCAGAGCCCUAUGCCCGUCAUCAGUAACGUGACCAGCUAUAAAUCAAUCGCAGAUGCAAAUAGUUAUUCACGACAUCCCAUUCCCUCCUCAGUCUCGUCCCCAGUACCAGGUUCUUCUGCUCAAGUGACCAAAGCCAUCGCUAAUUUUCUCAUCAUGGAUCUCCAUCCUCCCACACUGGUCGCCGGUAAAGGCUUUAUCAAGCUAAUCCAUUCCCUGUUUCCCUCUUACACGGACUUUCCAUCCCCUUUCGUUCUGGAGGGCCUUCUGACAGAACACCGCAGCAAAGUAAAGAAGAGCCUUGCUGAUAUGCUCAGGACAUCUAAUAAUGGCGAAAUGGAAAAGAAAUGCGAUUACAGCGAGCCAAUAGAGAACGGCUGCAGGAGACACAUGCCGCCUCCCAAACAACAGGGGGAGGUUCCUUACUGUGUCACGUUAAGUGGUGAAGUUUGGGAGCACAGCUGGGGGGACGAUAAAUUGGGCUACGUCACACUGUGGGCCCAUUACAUAGACACUAACUUUAACUGUCACAAUGUCUGCCUGGCGACCCAAAGACUCAUAGAGAGUGCCACGCCAGACAACAGUCCUCAGAGUUUAGAAAUCCAAGUAAAGAUUAUGGCCCAAGAGUGGGGCAUCUCCCAUAUUAAUCUGAUAUUGCUUGGAGGGAAAGAUAUGAACCAAAUAAGACUCAAGCCUAGAAACAAAGAAAAAUGUGCAGGAAGUGUCCCUCGCCCAAACUCAACAACCUGUAUAGAGAAGGAAAGAGCUGUGCCAUUCAAUAAAUCACUGAAUCUCAAAUGCAAUCUCUUAAGUGAAGGGCUACAAAUUGUCCCGUGUUUCUACAGCGUUGUGCAGAGCUGCAUUGAAACAGUGAUGUCACACCACGUCGUCUCCAAGACACUCUCCUACUUCCAGGGUGUCCUUUUCACCCUGCUCCAGCCACCUCGCCAUUCCAGCCCCUUAUUGAAUCACCAGAGCGUGUCGCAAACUUUGAGCGAAGAGGAGGAACUGGAGUUGAACUCGUGGGCCAAGCACUGUCAACUGACCUGGUAUAGACUCUAUCCUGUGCUGAGCACACUCCUCAAGCAUAAAAGCCUCAUUAUGGAUUGUGUGAAAGAGUUCAAAUGUGCAAACUUACCCGAUGAAGGCAUUGCGUCACCAUCCAGCUCCUUUAACAUUUGGACAAACUCAAAGUCAGCAAGCUCAAACACGGAGCCAUCGCAUUCUGAGUGGAGGAUUGUGGAGGAGUUAAGUUCAGUCCUCAAACCUUUAGAUGUGGCAUGUCAAACGCUUGCUAAAGAAACCUUCCCUCGCUUGUCUUUAAUGAAACCCAUCCUUACUGGCCUGUUUUCCCGCCACCUCGUAUGCCGACCUGGAGACUCUGUGGUUCUAAAGCAGGUGAAAGAGACGGUGAGGCAAAUGUUGGGGAGUCAAUACUGCAACCAGGCAGUCAACAGGGUUUUGUGUGUGGCCUGUGCCCUUGACCCCCAGUUUCAUGGGCUGGGGUUCAUGGAGAAGAUGGAACAAAACAACACAUUUGAGUGGCUUAAGAAACAGACUAUCAGGAUAGCGGAGGAGGAUGGAAAGGCAAGAAAUACGAAUUCAAGAUGUCGCAAAAGGAGCCAGUCUUCUGACCCACCAGAAUCCGAGACUUACUUCUUGAGAAGCAAACGUCUCAAACAGUCUCACCUGAUCAACUUGAGCAAUAUAGGGAACGAAGGUGAGAAUAAAGAGGAGGAUGCAGAUGAGACAGAGUUGGCAGAGCCUGACUCAAAAGGUGAAGUGUCUGGUAUAGAGUUCUUGCUCGGGGACUUGUUCUCCACAACCAGGAGGAGGCAGCACACUGUAGAAGAGUCUGUAGAUAUUGAACUAUCCAUGUUCAUGGCUGGAGAGGGGGCUCCAUUUGGAAUCGAGCCCCUGCAGUGGUGGAGGACAAAAGCAGUGCAGUUCCCACUUUUAGCCAAAGUGGCACUGGGCUACUUGGCUGCCCCAGCCGUGGUAGGUGAUAUGGCACGGCACUUUGUGGAGGACAGAGCACAAGCAAUCAAGAGGAACAGACACAACAUCCCACCAGCCAGUUUGGACACCGUCCUUUUUCUGCAUUACAACCACAUGCACACCUCUGACUUCAGUUGCAGUUAGGCAUGAAGAUGUCAAG